AUGUUCGUCUCACGUGUGCGCUGCCACUUCUGUGGCACCAAGUCACAGCACAGCAGGUCGGUCCUCGAGUUCCAGUGCAGCUUCUGCGAGGCCGUGAACUACUUCGACGGCAAUGGAAACGUCACCGACCCGCCGAGCACCCGCACCUCCCACGAGAGCCCACCGCAAGCGCGCCCAAAGACAUUCACUCGCCCACUGUCCGAGACACUCGAGCACCAACAGAAGCAGGCCUUCUGCCGCACGUGCACCCAAAACCAGCUGCUCUAUAGCGAGACCCUCUCCAACUACCUCCCAGACGAGUCGCAUCCACAAUACAAGCAGUAUGAGAAGGCGCUUCCAAAGUUUAGGACGGAUCUGGAGAAGAGAUACCCGCUCAUUUGCAAGAACUGCGCACCAGCUGCCCAGGCCAAGAUCAACCGCGCCGACUACUACGGCAUGACCCAGAAUGCCGCCAAGCUUUGCGCUGCCACCAAGAAGAGAGGCGGACAACCAGCCCACCGUACGCGCGACGACGGAGGCAAAAUGCUUAUGCGUUUCUCUUUGAAUCUCGUCAGCCUUGCUCUCUUUCUGGGUCUCUCUGCUCAGAUGAUCUAUCACGUCUACGCCAUUCUCACCCUUCUCCUCGCUGCCGCUCCGAUUACCACUGAGUCCCUUGAUUCCCAAGGCCUUUACAAUGGCGUUGACGUCGCCUCUACUUUUCCACCCUCGAUUCACGAGUGCGCACAGCAGUCACUUCGCUUGCGCUUCAACACCUCAUGCUACCAACUGUUCAGCAACCUGAUAACGUACACCCUUGCUAUCGCCAUCGCUGGACUCUGGUAUAACCCUGGACUCAAAGCCAAGUACCACCAUACCCAUCGCUAUGAGGCUGUGAAGGGUCAGAAGAACUAUUUCUUCAUGCAGCUGAUUGGCCUCGGAUUGCGUUCUUGGGCUUGGUUUACUCUUUCCAACCCGUCUUUCACCGCGAAGCUCAACAAAGAGCAGCUCAUGGCGAUGCACGGAUUUGUUAUCUUGUUCACUCUGAUCGCACAAGCUCUGGCCAACCGCAGUAUUGAGCCAAUCGUUUGGACCAUCAAGGGCAAAAUCAUGCCCAGACCAGAAGAGCAAGAUGUCCUUGGACAAUACGCCGGGCCAGCAGCAGAACAUCAUACACCCAAGGCUUCGGAGAAAGACCCAUUGAGGUAUCUGCGCAAGCAAGCUCGCGGCCCAUUUGACAUCAAUCGACUUGCCCCGGAAUACGCCAAGAAGAAGACAAACUCAUCAACGAGAUCCUACCACCAGCAACCCUCUCCGGAAUACUCCGACGAUGAAAACGACCUUGACGCCAUGGAGACCGACUACCGCCCAGUCAUGCGCUCCGCGCAGUCGAGCUUCGGCGCAGGUCCAGCCUUACAGCCUCUUCGGCCGUAUGAGAACGACUACCAAUCUUCGUUCGCAUUCAACGGCGGUAUGACAGAUGAGAUAUUUGGAUUGCAAACUCAGAUGCGCCAAGAAAAUGAGCGCAGACAGUGGGAGCAGCAACAGCAGCUUAGCUAUAACCCACCACUACGGCAAAAAAGUCCAUUUUACGGCAACCUUCCACCAGCGCCAAUGAGCAUGGAGCGUCGCCUCCGCAACCCAAUCACUCGCCCAGUCGAAGCCGAGCAGGUGCCACUGAGCCAGCGACCGAACUUCAUGCAACAGAUGCGUGCAGGUAUCAAGCCCGUGCAGUUCCCAGAGAAGGGAAGCAACUUUGAAAUCAAGCAGAGCAGUUGGACUUUGCCAUCAGACUCACAAGAGAUCGGAUUGGAGGAGAGAUUCAAGGACACUUUCAAGUUGGACGACGCGGCUCCAAAUGGGCAAUCCCCCACCAAGGGAGGAUUCUUCGGAUUCUUCGGCCUCUGA
Molecule: messenger RNA, 1884 nt
Organism: Lecanosticta acicola
Lineage: Eukaryota; Fungi; Ascomycota; Dothideomycetes; Mycosphaerellales; Mycosphaerellaceae
Source: the annotation of a GenBank genome assembly